AUGUUAACACUACCGUUUGAUGAGUCUGUUGUAAUGCCAGAAUCCCAGAUGUGCAGAAAGUUUUCUAGAGAAUGUGAGGACCAGAAGCAAAUUAAGAAACCAGAAAGCUUUUCCAAACAGAUUGUCCUUCGAGGAAAGAGCAUCAAAAGGGCCCCAGGAGAAGAAACCGAGAAGGAAGAAGAGGAGGAAGACAGGGAGGAGGAAGAUGAAAAUGGCUUGCCCAGAAGGAGGGGUCUUAGGAAAAAAAAGACGACCAAACUCCGACUGGAGAGGGUCAAGUUCAGGAGACAGGAAGCUAACGCACGCGAGAGAAACAGGAUGCACGGCCUCAACGACGCUCUGGACAAUUUAAGAAAAGUGGUCCCCUGCUAUUCCAAAACCCAAAAACUGUCCAAAAUAGAAACUUUACGACUGGCCAAAAACUACAUCUGGGCACUUUCUGAAAUUCUGAGAAUCGGCAAGAGACCUGAUCUGCUCACGUUCGUCCAAAACUUAUGCAAAGGUCUUUCCCAGCCAACUACAAACUUGGUGGCAGGCUGCUUGCAGCUCAAUGCCAGGAGUUUCCUGAUGGGUCAGGGUGGGGAGGCUGCGCACCACACAAGGUCACCCUACUCUACUUUCUACCCGCCCUACCACAGCCCUGAGCUCACCACUCCCCCAGGGCAUGGAACUCUUGAUAAUUCCAAGACCAUGAAACCCUACAAUUAUUGCAGUGCGUAUGAAUCCUUCUAUGAAAGCACUUCCCCUGAGUGUGCCAGCCCUCAGUUUGAAGGUCCCUUAAGUCCUCCCCCAAUUAACUAUAAUGGGAUAUUUUCCCUGAAGCAAGAAGAAACCUUGGACUAUGGCAAAAAUUACAAUUACGGCAUGCAUUACUGUGCAGUGCCACCCAGGGGUCCCCUUGGGCAGGGUGCCAUGUUCAGGUUGCCCACCGACAGCCACUUCCCUUACGACUUACAUCUGCGCAGUCAAUCUCUCACCAUGCAAGAUGAAUUAAAUGCAGUUUUUCAUAAUUAAUGAGGAAAAUGAAAAUAAACAGUGGUCAUUCACCUCCCCCGUCUAAUUAAGACAAAGCAGAUGCUUGUGGGCUGAGUAACUGGCACAACUCUAUCUGAGGUGUUUACUAGUUCCUGAAGUGUAUUUCAACUAUUGUGAGAAUUUUCUAUGUAAUAAUAAACCUCUUUUCGUAUAAGGACUUCUUUUCCUUUCCUUUUGUCUGUAAAGCACUGUGAAUCUGUUUCUACUGGAAGGAUUUUUUUUUCCCCCUUGUUUUAUUUUCUUUUAAAUUCACUUUGAAUUAAAUUUGUUUGAACAAGGUGUCUAAGAAUAUACUGUUGAAUAAAGACAUGCACACAGCAUAACUCAAUGUCUAUUUCAGUUGUACAGUAAUUAUAAAAAAUGCAUGUUAUUAAAAUCAGAUGAAUAAAAUGAUGUGUUUAUAAUUACUAGCAAUUAUAUAUUAUGUAUCUCUGAAAAUUGAAAAUAUUGAGAAUAACACGAAGGUGACAUUGAUAUUAGAAGAUGCAUUUGAGGAUGUGCAACAAUAUAAAAAGCUAUGCAAUUUUCUUUUUAUUAAGGAUGAAUCUAAAUGCAUUCAAUUGGUAACUAUUCCUCUUCAAGUAUUGCAGAUGGGGCAACAUGAUAUUUGGGUGGACGGUGUCAUGAUUUUGGAACAAUUAUUUCAAUCGUAAAGAAAAAUUUUUCGGCACUUGUUUUGUAUUGUUCAGAAAUUAUCUGUACAGGUUUGUUAUCACAAUGUAUAAUUGUGUUUUUCCACCCCACAUUUUUAAAGCAAUUAAACAUAGAUAUUUACACUCCUAAA
Molecule: messenger RNA, 1819 nt
Organism: Mirounga angustirostris (Northern elephant seal)
Lineage: Eukaryota; Metazoa; Chordata; Mammalia; Carnivora; Phocidae
Gene: NEUROD6
Product: neuronal differentiation 6
Exons: 1
Coding region: 1-1014 (337 amino acids)
Biological process (GO): axon development; nervous system development; sensory organ development
Cellular component (GO): nucleus
Molecular function (GO): E-box binding; DNA-binding transcription factor activity, RNA polymerase II-specific; protein dimerization activity
Source: RefSeq, a predicted model, not a curated record